Molecule: messenger RNA, 318 nt
Organism: Camellia sinensis
Lineage: Eukaryota; Viridiplantae; Streptophyta; Magnoliopsida; Ericales; Theaceae
Source: RefSeq, a predicted model, not a curated record
AUGGACGAGUUCAGGCAGGGUUUCCGGUACGGAAGCGGCGACCGGCGGCUUGAGAUUGUGAGCGGGAAAAGCUUUGGCGGCGCCAACCAGACGUACAUGCCUCGAUCACCGGCCGAUCUGCCUCGCGUGAAUGGGACGAGUCAGAGCUCGGCUGCGCCGGCGUCGAAGCCGUGGGGAUUCAACGAUCCAGAGAUGAAGAGACGAAAGCGAAUAGCCAAGUACAAAGUGUAUGCAAUUGAAGGGAGGGUUAAAGCUUCUAUCAGGAAUGGUUUGCGUUGGAUCAAGAACAAGUGCUCUGAGAUUGUCCAUGGCUUCUAA